Molecule: messenger RNA, 2298 nt
Organism: Penicillium verhagenii
Lineage: Eukaryota; Fungi; Ascomycota; Eurotiomycetes; Eurotiales; Aspergillaceae
Product: CheY-like superfamily
Exons: 1
Coding region: 1-2298 (765 amino acids)
Biological process (GO): regulation of DNA-templated transcription; signal transduction; detection of visible light
Molecular function (GO): phosphorelay sensor kinase activity; protein binding
Source: RefSeq, a predicted model, not a curated record
AUGGUGACAAAUACCCACAAUCCAACUAUCGGGGAUGCAAUGAGGACUGAGAACCAACCUCCAAGGGAUGCUGCAGCUCAGGGAGCCAUCCAUCCGGGGCCCCCGCCUGAUGAAGCUCAAUCGCACGUUACAACGAGAUUCAAACACAUCCUUGUCGAAAACGGACACGCCAUUAUCACAGGAACAGAUGGGUCUUCACUCCAAUCCUGCGAGGAUGAGCCGAUCCGAGUCCCGGGUGCUAUUCAGAGCUUCGGUGUUAUCAUCGCAUUACAAGAAAAACCUCCAGACCAGCUUAUAGUUCGUGUGGUCAGUGAAAAUUCCAGCGAACUUAUGGGUUACUCUCCCACUCAAAUGUUUGAGCUGCAUAGCUUUUGUGAUAUCCUACAAGUGGACCAAGAAGAAACGCUUUUGUAUCACAUCAAUUCCAUUCGAGAGGAUAUACAUGACCCAUCCGUGGAUGGUCCGGAGGUUUUCUCCCUGUCUGUUAUCACAGGAUGCGGGGGAAUUUGUCGGUUUUGGUGCGCUGUACACAUCAGCCAAACCCAAACAGACCUAAUUAUCUGCGAGCUUGAACUUGAAGACGAUAAUAUCAAUCCGCUAAAUAUCAGUGGAACCCAGACAAGCCCCGUCAGCGCUUCUAAUGACUCCAGAGGUACUGAGGGGCCUAUGGGCAGCAAUAUCGAUCUUAGUCAGAUACUCCGGACUUUUCGCAAUGCCCGCCGAGGUAGGGGCGAAGCGGCAGCACUGGAGAUGUUCGGUUCCUUGCCACGGAUCCAAGAGCAAUUCGGCUUAGCUGAUGACCUAGAUACCUUACUUCAUGCUUCUGCGAGGCUGAUCAAAAAUCUGACUGGCUUUCACAAAGUCCUGAUUUACCAGUUUGAUAGCAGCUGGAACGGCCGGGUUGUUACUGAACUGGUUGACCCCCAAAUGCGACUCUCUGUUGAUCUAUACCAAGACUUCCACUUCCCGGCGUCCGACAUUCCCGCUCAAGCCCGCGAGCUAUACAAGAUCAACAAAGUUCGGCUACUUUAUGAUCGUGACAAAGUUACCUCACGGCUUGUAUGUCGAAGCACAGAAGACUCACGAAGACCUUUAGAUAUGACACAUGUAUACCUACGUGCCAUGUCACCCAUUCACCUCCAAUACCUUUCUAAUAUGCAAGUCCGGUCGUCAAUGUCGAUUAGCAUUUAUGGUUCUAAAGAUCUAUGGGGCCUGAUAUCAUGCCAUUCGUAUGGAAAUGAGGGGAUGCGCGUCUCAUUUCCAAUUCGGAAGAUGUGUUGCCUACUAGGCGAUGUGGUUUCACGAAAUAUCAAACGUCUUUCUUCUGCAUCUCAACUUCGUGCACGGAGAUGGAUCGAAUCAUUUCCCACCCAACCCAAUAUAUCUAGUUCUAUAUUGGCCUCUUCAGAGUCCUUACUACGUUCUUUCGAUGCACAGUACGGAGCUCUCUCGAUUCACGAAGAAACAAAGAUCUUUGGCGAUAUCAAUGACAGUGAUUCGCAUGAGAUACUUGCACUAGUGGGAUUCCUCCGUAUACGCCGAUUAAGCUCUGUACUUGCAUCUCACAACAUCAUUGAGGACUUUCCUGACCUACAUUACCCUCCCGGCCUAAAGGCCAUAUCUGGGUUCCUCUAUAUGCCGUUAUCUACCGAUGGCCGCGACUCUCUUGUGUUCUUCCGUAAAGGCCAAUUGUUGGAGAUCAAAUGGGGUGGCGAUCCGCACUCCACUAAAAGCAAGGAGAACACACGGUAUCUGGAGCCCCGUACCAGCUUCGCAGCAUGGCGAGAGAUGGUUCUGGGUAAAUCUCGCGACUGGUCUGAGCCCGAUAUGGAAACAGCGGCCGUAUUGUGCUUCGUUUACGGUAGAUUCAUCAAAGCAAGGCGCCAAAAAGACCAUUCAAUGCAAAGUUAUCUGCUGCUGGCCGACGCUGCCCAUGAGGUUCGUACACCUCUGGAUUCAAUCAUCAACAAUCUUGAAAUUGCAUUGGGUUGCGAAGCUCUUGAUACGGAAACCCGUGAAAACCUGACAAAGUCACAUGCUGCCAGCAAGUCUCUGGUCUAUCUUGUCAACGAUCUACUAGACCGGGCCAGCACGGGCAAACAACAUGGCCUGUCCAAUCUUCAAAUGAGGGAGCUGUCUAUUGACGAUAUAGGCACCCCUUGCAGCGUAUUCAGCCCGGGUGUACAUGCAUGGUGCAUCAAUGUGGUUUACGAACCACCUUCACCCUUGAACUUCGAUCCACGGGGAUUUAUUUUUAUUGAAUGGCAAAACUUUUCUCUCCAAGGUGAAAAAAUGUAA